This is a messenger RNA of Symbiodinium necroappetens, 1584 nucleotides long. NCBI's taxonomy places the organism in Eukaryota, Dinophyceae, Suessiales, Symbiodiniaceae. The record is from the annotation of a GenBank genome assembly.
AUGUUCUUACGACAGCUUGUCGUUCCUGUGGCAGUUUGGGGCACGUGGUUCGUGCAUGGCUCGGCGAGCACUUGGAGACAGCUCCAGCAGCGCCUCCUGGGCGUUCUGUAUGAUGGAGGCAAAUCCCCAGCUUCGCCCGACUUGAUUGCUUUGUUGCAGGGCCAUAGCUUGGACUUCCAAUUCAUGGCAGACUACCAGACCAUCUCCAUGUGGGCCAAGCUCGUUCAACUUGGCCGCGCGCUGGCAGCCCAGCGCCAUGAGAGGCCGUUCCUAGGCAAUGCAUCAGUUGUGCUUCGGGAAGCAUGGCGAUUUGAACGCUUUGCUGCGUGGAAGGCGUGGCAGCUGUGGAAUGCCACCUGUGCCCAAGGCUGUGCAGUACUUACCGCUGCAGUGGUCAGCCCAGCACGACGCCAGGCCAAUCAAAGUGGAGCUGCUGUGCAGUGGUGUCCCUUCUGCAGAUUGGUGCUGCUAUCCAAACAUUUCGGUCUAUGGAGAAGGCUGGGACAGGAGGAGGAGACAGGAGCGGCUGAUGCUUCUGUCAGCGCUCCGAGGGCCAAAAAGGGGAAGGGGGCUGAGUCCAGCGCCUCCCCUAGCUCUCCGGACGUCGAGAUGAUGGACGCGCCCGACGAGCAAGAGCGAGUUCGCGAGCUCCGCGAGCUCGGGGGUCGUGCUCCGACGACGCCGCCCAUGUCGACUCUCUUGGAGAAGAAGUCGGGCGGCCAUUGGAACAAGGCGCCGCGUCCCUCGGACACCCGGACAGAGCAGACCGGACUCCACCGCGGCCACCGACCGGACCUCGUGCUGAGGCUCGCGCGGCUGGUUCGCCCCGGCGCGGAGCCAUCCAAUCACCUUCGACCUUCGACCGGGAUCAGUUUUUCCGGUGGGGUCUUGGAGUGGCUCGCGAACUACGAGGCCAGCAUCACGCGCCAGUCCUUGAUCGAUGUGACGACGACAGGAUCACAAGGAGGCGCUCCGCAGCGGGAGUCGUCUCGCGCGGACUGCCCGAUCCACGGCGGCAACUCCUGCGAUCAGGUGUACGCCCACCACCUGGCCGCUCAGCGCGGCACUUCCCUUGCGCGCCGCCGUGCCCUUGCCACGCCUGCCGCCGUUGUGCGGCCUGGUAGGCUCGCGCACGUUGCCACGGGCAACAUCAGUGCCUGGACUGGCUUGGCGGCAGUCGUCACUGCGCCGGUCUUGCUUUCGGUGCAGCGCGGCUCCAUGGAGGUUGUUGAAGAGACCCUCGCGGCCAUUGCUCACCAGUCGGCCGGACUGACUGAAGGCGCGGGGGCUGAAGCCGCGCGGGCCGUCCAGGUCGCCGGCGCGGCAGCCAGCAUCAUCGUUAUAUUCUUUUGUGCUCAGCGCUGCGGUGAUCUGGUUUGUUACGUGCGCUGCUUGAACAGGCUCGCGCAUGCCUUGUCUGGCGACGCUAUGCCGUGCCAGCUCUUGGAGCUUAUAAGGAAGGAGACGCGACCUUUCAGGUCGUCAGCAAGCGCUGCACCACGCACCGCGUCGGGCUCAGGUUGUCGAACCUCCAGGCGGCGUGCGGAUGCCGCGCCUAUCUCCAGGCUGGGGUGUGCGCUGUGA